Messenger RNA from Mycena indigotica, 936 nucleotides. RefSeq names its product Peroxisomal dehydratase. Gene Ontology annotation, cellular component: peroxisome. The record is from RefSeq and is a predicted model, not a curated record. The transcript is spliced from 7 exons. Lineage: Eukaryota; Fungi; Basidiomycota; Agaricomycetes; Agaricales; Mycenaceae. The coding region runs from base 1 to 936 and encodes 311 amino acids.
AUGGCAGCCGACCUCUCCCAAGUUGUGGGCCACGAACUUGAUCCAAAGCCCGUUUCUUGGAAUCAACGCGACUUAUUAACCUAUGCAGUCGGUGUCGGCGCAAAAGCGGAGGAUUUGAACAUUGCAUAUGAGCUUCACAAGUCAUUCGCCCCCCUCCCGACCUACCCUGUUGUCCUCCCCUUCAAAGGCGACUCGCCGGAGCUCAACAACUUUGCGAAGACUCUCUACGCGAAGCCCAUUCCGUCAAUGCCGCCCGUCGACCCGAAUCGCGGUGUACAUGGCUCGCAGUCUAUCGAGAUACUGAAGGACUUGCCGUUGGUUAGCGGACCUGGCUGGACGUGGACGACCAAGUAUGUUGGUGUGGCCGAAAACAAGAGUGGCAUUGUCGUUACCACAGAGAACACCCUCCUUGACCCAAAAGGCGUUGCCUACGCCAAGCUCUAUAGCGCUUCCUUUAACCUCGGUGCCAAAGCCCUUGGGAAACCUUUCUCCAAAUACGUCGCUGGCCCACCUCAGAGCAAGCCGAUCCCCACAGACCGGCCCGCCGACUACGUCUUCGCCGACCAAACCACCUCAGAACAGGCGCUCAUUUAUCGCCUCAGUGGUGACUACAACCCACUGCACAUUGACCCAGCCGUCGGAAAAGGCACUGGGUUUGGCGGGGUCAUCCUCCAUGGGCUUUCCACCUUUGGAUUCGGUGCGCGCGCGCUUAUCCAGACCGCCGGUGGAAACGACCCGCGGAGUCUGAGGCUGUUUGGCGUGCGAUUUACAUCACCGGUCAAGCCGGGCGAUAGGUUGGAAACGUCUGCUUGGGAGGUCGGAAAAGGGCCAAAUGGGACGGUGGAGCUGGCGUUCCAGACGAGGAAUCUGACUAGCGGGAAAGUCGUGCUUGGCGGGGGUGUUGCGUUCGUGCGGAAGUUGAUAACGAAGUUGUAG